AUGAAGUGCUGUGGCUCACUGGCCUACGAAGGCAGGAAGGAGAUGGAUACGAGAGGGUUUGAGAAGGGACAGUCAGAGGUGGAGGAAAGAGAGCAUGAUGAAAAAGAGAUCCUGAAAGAUGUAGAAAUGACUGUGGACCAAGAAACGCAGUUCCCUUUAUACCCAGCAAAUUUUCACAUUAAAAACGAGGACGAUUCCAGAGCAGGGGAUGUGGGUCGAAGUCAGGAAGCACAGAAAGAAGGCAGUGAAGGACAUGAGGGGAACAACCCGAGCAGCCCAACUGCAUCAGAGGAGUGGGACGGCCCGAGAGAGCUGGAGAUGGUGCGCAUCGGAACAGAAAAAGGCGUUCGUUCCCGUCAGGUGCUUCCUCCAGGCACCACAUGGGGGCCGUUCUCUGGGAAAAUAGAAAGAUCCACCAGAGGAAAUGAUGUCGUACCGUUGGUUCUGACUGGAGGUCCACAGUGGCUGAAGAAUGUGACGUGGGUCAGCACAGAGGACUUGAAGAGUAACUGUGUGGUUUAUAGUAAAGGAGGACAUGUGUGGUGCUCGACCACGAGAAGUGUUAUCGAGGGAGAAGAACUCGCAGUGUGCGUGGUGGACGUUUCGUCAAGACUCUCGUCCAUCCAGCUCCUUCCUCAACAAGCUGCCAUAGCGUCUGUUCUCCCCAACAGUGAGAUUAACAAAGAUAUUUACCCCUGUAAGACAUGUGGGAUCUGGUUCAGGAGUGAGAGGAACCUCCAAGCUCACCUCAUGUACUACUGCAGUGGACGGCCGAGGGAAACCGAGCUGGCUUCAGAGAAACAGACCAACACGAACCAUCAGAUGCCCCGUACCUGCACUUACCCACAAUGCAACAUGAGCUUCCUGGGUCCACAGGCUCUCAAAAUGCACCUGUCCACACAUUCUGCUUUCAAGACUGAUGAGACAUCUCCUGGAAGCAGUCUGAAAUGCACAAUUUGUGACUACACUGCUGACACACUGAUGGUCCUUCAGCCCCACAUCCUCACUCACCUGUCUCAAACAGGACUCCGGUGCAGUCAGUGCCACUUCACCUUCCAGACACCUCAAGAUCUAUCAAAACACCAGGAGAUUCACAGACAUAAUGGUCUGGAGAGCAAAUCUAUGAAAGAGAAUCAGACCGAGCCCUUAGAGUCUCUUGGUGUUGCAAGUCCGAAAGCUCAUAAAAGCAUUGUGGAAAGUCCAGUUCAUCAAAAUAUGGAGCAAGAGAAGAGCGAACAAGUGCAGGGAGCUAGCAAGGCUGAAGUCGGGCCUGGAAUCAAAGCGGGUUUUUCAUCCAGUAGAGUAAAAUCAGAGCCAUCCAGCCCUCGUUUGGCUUCUUCUCCGAUCCAGAAUCAUAUGACCCCAGCAUUUCCCGUGCCACCCUUCCUGUCUCCUGUGCCAUUCUCACAGGAUAUACCCGCAGUCCCACAGGCUUCCGAAAUACUGGCUAAAAUGUCAGAGCUGGUCCAUCGCAGGCUACGUCACGGAGGCACCAGUUUCCCCCCGGUUAUGUAUGGUGCACUGGUUCCAAAAGGAGCAAUGUGCUUCGAAUGCAACAUUACAUUUAGCAACCUUGAUAAUUAUUUAGUGCACAAGAAGCAUUACUGUAACGGUCGCUGGCAACACAUGAGCAAAUCUCAUGAUUACGGCAUUUUGGACAAAGCCGCAGUGAGUCCGAAAGCUGGGGGUGGCUUAGCUAGCAUCCUGAAUGCUGGCCACCAGUUUGAGGUUAAACCUCAUAAUCCCACUCAGUUCAACACAUCUCUAAUUGAUCCUUUCAGUGCAGGAGGAAAAGCAAGUGAGGAAUUUCCACUGAGUGGUAAAAAAGCGUCACCGCCAUGCGAUGCGGAGGAACAACCAAACAACAUCAUGUUAGAUUCAAAGAGUCCAAAAGCAUCAGAGAGUGAGCUGGACCACAAUCAAAAAACGUGUGAGGCGUGUAAGAUCACGUUCAGUCGGCAUGAGACCUACAUGGUGCACAAGCAGUACUAUUGUGCCUCCCGUCACGAUCCGCCUGCAAAACGAGCAUUGAACAACAAACACAUCCAGAAAUCAUUUCGUACCCGAAAGAGAAGAAAGAUGCCAAGUCCUGAUCCCGUGGUGUCUCAAUCCUGUCCUAUCAGUAGUUCCUAUAUGUCCCAGGAUACAGUAGAGAGUCUUAAGGAUGUGCUUCAUCAACGGUACAACAUGAUCCAGGGUUUGUUUCCAAAGCAUCCUGAACCUUCUUUGACAGUCACAAAAUCAGCUCUUGCAUCAAAGUGUAAUGCAAUAGCUCAAGAGGAAGGUGAUGCGCCGAUAGAUCUGAGUAAAAAAUGCACAACACAGUUUGGACAAGUUUCAGGAAUCCUGGACUACCACGAAUGCACAAUGUGUAAAAUUAGCUUCAACAAAGUCGAGGACUACCUGAGCCACAAACAGAACUUCUGCCCAGGUGCCCAGGUCAUGGAGAACAAAACACCAAACAUAAAGGAAGAAGGUUCCAGUAAUGGAAAUGCCCCAGAUAGUUUCAGUACUGAGCAUUCAGUUCAAAGUGUCAGUACUUCUAUGUCUGCUGAAAAGCAGCCGUCUGUAAAGGAUGAAGACAACAUGAUGAAUUUUGAUAACUAUCCCGGUGGUGCUAAGAAAAUCAGACCAGAUGAACAGAUCUGGCCAUACUAUGAGAUUAAACCUGCUGACUAUGCCACAGGGGUUUUUGCUCCACAAAAUGAGAGGAGGCAAAGCCCAAACGAGGGCACUGAAGGUGAAAAAGAGCAACCAAUGCCAGACGGCAGCCAUGUUGGCUCUGAAAAUGUGGACAACCCAAAAAUAAAGUUAUUAAACUCCAGUCUCCUGGGUGAUGACAAUCCAGGAAACGAGUCUUGCAGCACAUCAACCUCAAAUGUCCCCUUCACGGCUUGUACUCCAGAUCAAGAAGGAGCCACAAAACCUAGAGAGAGUAUCUCUUCUUCACCAGCCUUCAAAAUGGAGGAGAUCUCAAGCUUGAAAGGGAGUUCAGGUGGAUCGCUCUCGGCAGCACUUAACAGUAAAUACUGCUGUCCCUGUGAUAUCCAGUUCAACAACUUGUCAAACUUUAUAACUCACAAAAAGUUUUAUUGCUCGGCUCAUGCUACCGAGCAUGUUAAAUGA
Neoarius graeffei (lesser salmon catfish) is the source of this 3126-nucleotide messenger RNA. RefSeq names its product zinc finger protein, FOG family member 2b (gene zfpm2b). Lineage: Eukaryota; Metazoa; Chordata; Actinopteri; Siluriformes; Ariidae. The transcript has 9 exons. The record is from RefSeq and is a predicted model, not a curated record. Gene Ontology annotation, cellular component: nucleus. Gene Ontology annotation, biological process: cell differentiation; negative regulation of transcription by RNA polymerase II; heart development. Gene Ontology annotation, molecular function: RNA polymerase II-specific DNA-binding transcription factor binding. The coding region runs from base 1 to 3126 and encodes 1041 amino acids.